Messenger RNA from Astyanax mexicanus (Mexican tetra), 1400 nucleotides. RefSeq names its product programmed cell death 6 (gene pdcd6). NCBI's taxonomy places the organism in Eukaryota, Metazoa, Chordata, Actinopteri, Characiformes, Acestrorhamphidae. Gene Ontology annotation, molecular function: calcium ion binding. Bases 259 to 816 code for a protein of 185 amino acids. The record is from RefSeq and is a predicted model, not a curated record. The transcript has 6 exons.
GUCAGAGUGGUUCAGCGCUGCGGCUCCGCCCCUUUAGCACAAAGUCUGCGCGCUGCCCAAUCAGGAGGCUGGGAGGUGCCGCGGGACCAAUUAGCGCGGUGCAGGCGCUGCGUCACUGCAUUUUUUAUUCGAAGCGGCGAGUUUUCCGCGGAGGCCCCGCCUCUGCGCGGAGAAUGUCAGAGUCAGAUUGAGGCUGAAGUUGAAGGACUACGCCUCGCGCUGCUGCUGCCUUUAUUUUCCGCUUCGAUUAGAGGAGAAAUGGCUUAUCACAACCAGUACAGACCCCCGCACUACAACCAGGCGCCGCCGGACCAGGCCUUUCUCUGGAACAUCUUUCAGAGGGUGGACAAAGACAGGAGUGGAGCAAUAUCAGACACAGAACUUCAACAAGCUUUAUCAAACGGCACAUGGACGCCAUUCAAUCCUGUGACAGUCAGAUCAAUUAUUUCUAUGUUCGACAGAGAGAAUAAAGGUGGCGUCAACUUUAACGAAUUCGCUGGCGUAUGGAAGUAUAUCACCGACUGGCAAAACAUCUUCCGCACCUACGACCGCGACAACUCAGGGUUCAUCGACAAGAACGAGCUGAAACAGGCUUUAACUGGAUUCGGCUAUCGUCUCUCAGAUCAGUUUUAUAACACGCUGAUCGAGAAGUUUGACCGGCAGAGGAAAGGUCAGGUGGCCUUCGACGAUUUCAUACAGUGCUGUAUCGUACUACAGAGGUUAACGGAUGUGUUCAGGAGAUACGAUACGGAUCAGGACGGGUGGAUCCAGGUCUCGUACGAGCAGUACCUGUCCAUGGUCUUCAACAUCGUAUAGCACAGCACAGUCCUCACCGCACACACCAGUGCCAAACACCAAACCUCUCUCCCCUCACCGUCUUCCAGCAGAGACACCACACACUCCCUCUGAAGGAGCUUUAGGGGACGGAAUAUUAAGAUUUCAAUUUAUGGAUUAAUGUCUUAAAGUCUUCAUGUCUGUGGUCCUGUUUCUUUAUAAGGUUAAAUAUACUUAUUUUAAACAGAAGAAGCCGUAACUCCUCGUCUGCUUCUGCGUUCAGAACCGUUUGUAAUGUAAAUAUCAUUAAGCGUCAGAUGCAUGCUUUCUGAUGAACCUCUUUACUGUUGAAGCAUGAACUGAUUCUGUUCUCUGUUUUUUGCUGAAGCCAUGUUUACAAAGUCGGCGCGUUCCCGGAUUCACUGACGUGAGCUAAUGCCAUAUUUGUAAGGAACUGUUUUUAAUCUGCAUAUAAAAUAUAUAUAUAUAUAUAUAUAUAAAUAUAUAUAUAUGCAGGAGGUUUAGCCUUUAAUUACGAGACGGGAGGAACAUUUGUUUUUGUUUCGCAUGAUGCUUUACAACUGCAAAAAAAAUUUGAACUGUUUUAUUAAAAAAAAUAUAUGCUA